Messenger RNA from Syngnathus typhle (broad-nosed pipefish), 2484 nucleotides. Its product is annotated as voltage-gated potassium channel subunit beta-3-like. The transcript has 14 exons. Gene Ontology annotation, molecular function: transmembrane transporter binding; potassium channel regulator activity; voltage-gated potassium channel activity. Gene Ontology annotation, cellular component: membrane; voltage-gated potassium channel complex; cytoplasm. Gene Ontology annotation, biological process: potassium ion transport; regulation of potassium ion transmembrane transport. Bases 949 to 2256 code for a protein of 435 amino acids. The record is from RefSeq and is a predicted model, not a curated record. Lineage: Eukaryota; Metazoa; Chordata; Actinopteri; Syngnathiformes; Syngnathidae.
GAGAGAGGGAGAGGUUGCGCCGUGUGUCAUGAACAUUUUGAGGAGCUUCUGGAAAAUGCAAGAAGGGGGGAAAAAUCUUUUUCAAAAUAAUGAUGAAGGGAAGACGCUCACGGUGAGCCUUUGCAGUUGAUUUGCAAUGCUCAGUGCGUUUUGCUGCGUUCCAUUCUGUGCGAGACGAAGAAGCGGGAGAGUCGCGCACGGCUUGCACAGCUGCUGCCGGCAUGUUCGCCGCUGCGCACACUGAAGAAGGUAAUUCCAACAAAAUACAUUUGUGGGAUCUGAUGUAGCUUCCGUCUGUCGUCUCCUCUUUUUUUCUCCCCCCUUCCAUCAAACCGACGGUGCGCGGAGAUGCUGCACGCAUGACGAUGAUGCACUGAAUUUUUGAUGUUAAGCCCGUGUUUUGCCACCUUGCGACAAAAAAAAGAAUACGGGAGGAAAAUGCUCUGUUUCGACGCCAAGUGUCAGGAUGUGUGUGUCAUUAUUGCGGCACGCCGGAGAGCUCUCCGGCUCAAGGCGAGAACAACUCACUUCAGCUGAAGAGGAGACAUAAGCCCGAGGAGCCUGUGUAUUCAUAUGCGUGAGCCCCUCUACUGAGGUCUCCCAAAAGACCCCCCUAAAGCUGCAAGCAAGCUUUCCGUUUUUUUUUUUUCUCCAAACGUUGACUGCAGUCCUGAUGCAUCUUGUGAAAAGUCAGAGAGCCUUCUGCCAGGUUUGCAUCAGCAGACGGGAGACAGAGCAGACAGCGGCUCUGCAUGUGUCAUGUUAGAGGCUGGACACUUGUCUGCACCCCCUCCCCCUGGAACUCUCAGAGAAAAUCUUUAACCUGGGCUCACCGGUGAGAGACCCCCUCAGGUGGAGCAACAACAAGCAAGCUCUACUAAUUCAAUUGGACAUUUGUCAAGUAAAAGGUUCGACUCCCAAAGUCAUCCCCCGGAAAACAGGGUCAGGAUGCAGGUGUCUUUCGCCUGCACCGAGCACAACCUCAAGAGUCGCAGCGAGGACCGACUUUGUGGCCUUCGCACCGCUCCGCCCCCGGGAGGCAGCAGCGGAGGAGUAGGAGGAGGUGGCGGCGGAGGAGGUGGCGGCGGUGGAGGUGGUAGUGGCGGAGGAGCAGGUGGAGGAGGUGGUGGAGGGAGUGGACAAGAACGCAAUGGCAACUACACCUCCCAAGGGUCGGUCAAGACCAGGGAGGGCCCAGGGUCACGCCAGACGCCUCAGGGCCACGCGCACAUGAAGGAGGCCAUUGGGCGCCACACUAGUAUGAAGUACAGGAACCUCGGGAAGUCCGGCCUACGUGUUUCCUGCCUCGGCUUAGGCACAUGGGUGACGUUUGGAUCGCAAAUAUCUGAUGUGAUGGCAGAGAACCUGAUGACCUUAGCGUAUGAGAACGGGGUCAACCUAUUUGACACCGCAGAGGUUUACGCUUCUGGAAGAGCAGAGAUCACGCUGGGAAACAUUAUCAAGAAGAAAGGAUGGAGACGCUCAAGUUUCGUCAUUACGACAAAGAUCUACUGGGGAGGCCAAGCAGAAACAGAGAGAGGGCUCUCCAGAAAGCACAUCAUUGAAGGUUUAAGAGGAAGUUUAUCAAGACUCCAACUCGAUUAUGUGGACAUUGUUUUUGCCAACAGAAAUGAUGUCAACAGUCCAAUGGAAGAGAUUGUGCGGGCUAUGACGUUUGUCAUAAAUCAGGGCAUGGCCAUGUACUGGGGCACCUCACGCUGGAGCGCCAUGGAAAUCAUGGAGGCCUACUCGGUGGCCCGCCAGUUCAACUUGAUCCCGCCAGUGUGCGAGCAGGCAGAGUACCACUACUUCCAGAGAGAUAAAGUGGAGGUGCAGUUGCCUGAGCUCUACCACAAGAUCGGGGUCGGAGCAAUGACUUGGUCACCGCUGGCGUGUGGAUUAAUCACUGGAAAGUACAGCGAUGGGGUACCAGAGUGCUCCAGAGCAGCAAUGAAGGGGUACCAGUGGCUAAGGGAGCGGGUGAACAGUGAAGAGGGGCGCAGGCAGCUGGCCAAAAUCAAGGAGCUCCACCUACUGGCAGACAGGCUGGGAUGCACGGCUGCACAGUUGGCCAUCGCGUGGUGUCUUCGCAGUGAAGGAGUCAGCUCAGUGCUUCUGGGUGUUUCAAACACAGACCAGCUAUUGGAGAACCUGGGCGCACUGCGGAUUUUAUCCCAGAUGACUCCCCAAACAGUCACAGAGAUGGACGCCGUGCUGGGAAACAAGCCUCACUCAAAGAAAGAGUCUCGCGCUUGAACUUCCUCUAUCUGAGGAAAAGCAAGAAGAACCACCAAGAAGACAAAAAGACUUUGCUUUUUCUCUGCCGUGUACUCAACAACUUGCAUGUCCUCAGCAACAUUAUGCUUCCAGAAUGAGCGCAGAAACCAUUGUGCGCAAUACAUUGUAUUAUGUAUGGAAACAAAAAAAAAAUCUUGCAGUUGUUAAUCAGAACAAAAACAGGUCAUAUUAGUACUCACUGACUGG